AUGGGAGCUAACGGUAAAGGCAAUAAUAAAUGUUUCUUCGCUAAGAAGUUCUUCGGCAAGAAGGCUACUGCUGUUGAUAACAACGGUUCUACUACUGAUGAUGUUGAUGACCCUAACAAUGUUCGAGUUGAGGACAACAAGUCGGUUUCUUAUUUCACUCUGUUCGCUCUGGCCGAUAAACACGACAAGAUCAUCCUUGCCAUAGGUGUCACGGCCGCCUUGAUAAACGGUGCUCUGAUGCCACUGUUCUCGCUCUUGUUUGGCAACUUUGCUGAUGCUGCUGCUGGUGGCAUUGCCGGUUUCAUGCAUAGGAUAUCCAAGGUUGCUUGGGAAAUGUGCGUAUUGGGCGCGAUUUCUUUCGUGGCUGCCUCCAUUUUCAACGCUUGUUUUUCAUAUUUUUCUGAAAAUCAAGUGACGAGGUUGAGAGUUAAGUACUUACAAGCUGUAGUUGGCCAAGACAUUGCUUGGUUUGAUGUUAGGACCCCUGCGGCGCUACCCGCUCGCAUGUCUGAGACGUCCUCAAGUCCGUGA
Molecule: messenger RNA, 531 nt
Organism: Perkinsus marinus ATCC 50983
Lineage: Eukaryota; Perkinsozoa; Perkinsida; Perkinsidae
Product: mdr1 protein, putative
Exons: 1
Coding region: 1-531 (176 amino acids)
Biological process (GO): transmembrane transport
Cellular component (GO): membrane
Molecular function (GO): ATP binding; ABC-type transporter activity
Source: RefSeq, a predicted model, not a curated record